AUGAUCUCUAAGAUUUUGUGCCUCGCAGCUGUCGUCGCUUCUGUGACCGCUCAGUACGCCCACUCGUCGCAAUACAUCCACCGCCACGACGGCCACGCCCAGCCCGUGGUCAUCCAUGGUCACGGUCACGAGCAUGGUCAUGUCGUUGACUAUCACACCCAUCCCAAAUUCGAGUUCGCGUACAAGGUAGACGACCACCACACUGGUGACCACAAGUCGCAGCAUGAGCACCGCGAUGGAGACGUGGUCAAGGGAGAAUACACUCUGCAACAGCCUGACGGCUCCAUUAGGCAUGUUGAGUACCAUGGCGACCAUCACACUGGGUAA
Messenger RNA from Pectinophora gossypiella (pink bollworm), 327 nucleotides. RefSeq names its product cuticle protein 18.6-like. The record is from RefSeq and is a predicted model, not a curated record. Gene Ontology annotation, cellular component: extracellular matrix. NCBI's taxonomy places the organism in Eukaryota, Metazoa, Arthropoda, Insecta, Lepidoptera, Gelechiidae. The coding region runs from base 1 to 327 and encodes 108 amino acids. The transcript has 4 exons.